Triplophysa dalaica is the source of this 2526-nucleotide messenger RNA. RefSeq names its product corepressor interacting with RBPJ, CIR1 (gene cirsr). Gene Ontology annotation, molecular function: transcription corepressor activity. Gene Ontology annotation, cellular component: nucleus. NCBI's taxonomy places the organism in Eukaryota, Metazoa, Chordata, Actinopteri, Cypriniformes, Nemacheilidae. The record is from RefSeq and is a predicted model, not a curated record. The coding region runs from base 127 to 1557 and encodes 476 amino acids. The transcript is spliced from 10 exons. Gene Ontology annotation, biological process: negative regulation of DNA-templated transcription.
CGGGAAACGCGUCGCCGUUGAUGUCAAAAUAAAAGGCGACGCUGUGCGUGACGUUGCUGUUGAUCAACAUCGAGCGGUGGCCUCUUUUUAAAAUUAUAUUUAGAGCGUGAACACCGGUAGUCAGACAUGGGGAAAUCUUUUGCAAAUUUCAUGUGCAAGAAGGAUUUCCAUCCUGCAUCAAAAUCCAACAUAAAAAAGGUAUGGAUUGCAGAGCAGAAAUUAACCUUCGACAAGAAGAAGCAGGAGGACCUGAUGCAGGCUUACGUAAAAGAGCAGGACACCUACAACAACAGGGUGCUGAUGGGUGAUGAUCGCGUGAAGAAUGGCCUUAAUUUCAUGUAUGAAGCUCCUCCGGGAGCAUCCAAAGAAGAGACUAAAGAGAAUGAGGAAGGAGAAUCUGAUUACAAGUUUGAGUGGCAGAAAGUGGCACCUCGUGAAAAAUAUGCUAAGGAUGACAUGAAUAUUCGUGAUCAGCCUUUUGGGAUUCAGGUUCGGAAUGUGAGGUGCAUCAAGUGUCAUAAAUGGGGUCAUGUGAACACAGAUCGUGAGUGUCCCCUCUUUGGCCUGUCAGGGAUUAAUGCCAGCUCCAUGCCCAGUGAUGAAGCAGGUCCGUCAAUGCACCCCUCCGAGUUAAUGGCAGAGAUGCGAAACAGCGGCUUUGCGCUAAAGAAAUGUGUUCUUGAGAGGAGCAACACCAUGAGUGAUCAAACACAGGAAUUUGUGGCGAGUGAGGAAGAAGAUGAUCCCGAGGUGGUGUUUCUAAAGUCUCUAUCUACCAAACAAAAGCAGAAAUUGCUUAGAAAACUUGAUCGUCUUGAAAAGAAGAAAGAAAAGAAAAAGAAGGGUAAAAAGGAAAAGAAGAAGAGCAAAAAGAAUCAGAAAAAGAAACGAGCCAAGGGUGAAAGUUCAUCCAGCAGCUCUUCAGAAGACAGCAGCGAUUCUGAGCCGGAGAAACGUUCUGGAAAGAAAGCCAAAAAUAAAAGCAAGAAAAAGAGAGACUCCUCCAGUGAAAGCGCCUCCGGGAGAGAGCGUGAUGACCACAAACGGUCUUGCAGUCUGUCGAAACGGCGCUCUCCAACACGCAAUGAGCGGGACGGCAGAGGAGAGAAAACUCACAGAUCACCAGAGGACAAAACCAGACGGGACGACCGAGAGCGAUUCAGGGAGGAGAACGAGAGAAGUAAAGAGAAAUGCAGAAGUAGAGAGGGAGAGAGAAAUAAACGAGACGAGAGCAGAGAGAGAGGAAGAGAUAAACAAGAUGAGAGCAGAGAGAGAGGGAGAGAUAAACGAGACGAGAACCGAGGGAGAUAUAAUCGAGACGGAAGCAGGAGCCCUCAGAGAUGGAGGAAUGAGAGACACAGAGAGAAUGAGAGACAGAGGAGUGCCAGCAGGGAGAGAGGGAGGGAGAAAAUGGACAGAAGUCGAGAGAGAGAAAGAACUGGUGGGAGAGGUGUAGACAGGAGCGUCAGUAGGGAACGAGGACAGGGCAGAAGAGAACUGAGCAGAAGUGAUAGCAGGGAUUCGGGGUGCAGAAAAGAAAAGAAAAACGGUAGUUGAAAGUGUACACCACUUUUACACGCAUUAUGGCAAAACUUAUGUGGCUGUUGUCUUGGAUAAACCAAAGCUGUUUUUAAAAACCUCCUGACCACCCUUAUCUCAAGAAGUGGAGUUAAGUCUGGACAAAAAAGGACAAACGUGCGCUAUAUAGUCUGUGCGCUGUUUCAAGACUUCUAAUGCGAUCUGAUCAUUUUUGUUGAAUUUUUUUAAGGUUAUUCACUGACAACCUUCCCCUUUGUUGGCACUCCAAAGUGUCAUUUGUAUUUGUGCUUUUAAAUUUAUGUUGCUUCCAAGUUCCAACCUUUUUGAAUUAAAGAGUGACCAUCUGGCGUUUUCAGAUCGUUCCCUUUUUACACACUGUGCCAGCAGAGGGCGCUGAAAGAAUGCAGAAACUGCUGAUUAUAAACUGGUGAUUUAAAUCUUGAAUUGAUUUUAUUUGUAUGGUGUAGUUUCAAUGCAGUACAUGUUCUCCCCUAAGCGUUUAAUCUUUCAAAAGUGUCAAGUUUAUAUGAGCUUUACAGGAGGAUAUUAUAUACAUAUCAGUUUAAAUGAUUUAUUUUAUUACAUUGUGUACACAUGUGGACGUAAUGUGCGACGUUAAUGCAAAUAUGUAGAUGAGAUUUAAUGGCUUGGGCAUUUAUAAAGCUCAAAAAUGCAUAAUGCUUUCAUUUGACUAGUUUACCUUAAACCCAGAUCAAAUGCUGUCGAAAAUACUGCUUAAGAUGCAUUGUUUUACAUUACAUCAUUUCCACAAAACUUAAUUUCAACCCUCUUCCUUUUAUAAAUAAAUCGAUAGAAACGAGAUUUUCUUAAAAUGGAAUUUGUGUUGUAAUAUUGUGGUUUCAAAUGUGGGAGGACAAGACUGAUGAUGAAACGAAUUUUGUAUUUAAUAUUAGCUAUAAGCUAUUGAAUGAAGUUUCAAUAUAUUUUCCAGUCCUACUAACGUCAAUAAACUGAAUCUAAAAUGAA